This is a messenger RNA of Drosophila montana, 4040 nucleotides long. RefSeq names its product Sodium/potassium-transporting ATPase subunit beta-1-interacting protein (gene NKAIN). NCBI's taxonomy places the organism in Eukaryota, Metazoa, Arthropoda, Insecta, Diptera, Drosophilidae. Gene Ontology annotation, biological process: regulation of sodium ion transport. The record is from RefSeq and is a predicted model, not a curated record. The transcript has 7 exons. The coding region runs from base 569 to 2473 and encodes 634 amino acids.
AAAAAUACUAAUAUUGGGUUUGCCGGUAUUUUUGCUCUUAUAGCAUGCGGUCACACUGCACUCCACUAGUAGUUGUGGUUGUUGCGUGCACAGCAUACAGAAGUUCCGCGCACUUGCUACUUCACACAGAGCAGGUUUUCCAGUCAAGUGUUGUCCUCGCUGCAGCUGCAUUACAUUACAUUUCUUCGUCUCCCUUUUGAGCGUAUUAUUCUUAAAGGUGCGAAAGAGAACAAGUGGCUGGGCACGCAUCCCCCGGAAAUGCCAAUAGAAAAAAAAUAAAUAAAAAAAAAACAACGACAAGCAUAAGCAUAUAAAGCGAAUGCAUAAAGAAAGCAACUAAAGCGCAAUGCGAUCAAAUUGAAGAACAAAAAGAUAACAGAAAACAACACAUAGGAAGCCGUGUGCCAGAGCGAGAGGGAGGAGUUUGGAGAGUGCAGAACUAAAUCAAUGCAGCUUUUUCGCACUGUAGCAGCCGCACACAUACACAUACCCAAAACACAGACGCACACACACAGACGCGCACACCUAAUCUUUGGCACAAAUUUCUGAAUGGAAUAAUAAUGUUGUGAUGGGCUCGUGCUCGUGUACACGGCGACACUUUCUGUUGUCAACAUGCUUCCUGCAAAUGAUAACGAUUAUCGAACGCCAGGUAUUCGACUUUCUCGGAUACAUGUGGGCGCCCAUAUUGGUCAACUUCUUUCAAAUACUGUUUAUCAUAUUCGGCUUCUAUGGCGCAUAUCAUUUUAGAAUCAAAUACAUCAUAACCUAUUUACUAUGGAACUUCGUUUGGAUCGGCUGGAAUGCGUUUUUAAUAUGCUUCUAUUUGAAUGUCGGCAGCCUGGAUAGGGAUAGCGAUCUGCUCAAUAUGGGCACUGGCAGCGUUUCCUGGUUCGAGGCGAAUGGCUACGGCUGCAAGCCCACCUACAACAUCACCUCGGACGAUCCGUAUCGGCCCCUGCGCCCGGAACGUGUCGAGGACUGUCUAUUGGACUAUCCGCUCGUCGAGGUCAUACACUCGGGCGCACAGUGCGCGCUGGCGCUGCUGGGCAUACUUGGUGCGAUUCUGAUCAGCUGCAUAUUUCUCGAUGAGGACGACAGAUUCGAUUUCAUGAACGGCGACGCGAAGAGUCCACAGCACACCGUCGUCCAUCCAAUGUACGUGAGCUAUACAAGUAUACCAACAACAUCCGCAAGCGCCACAAUCCAGUCAAAUAAACUAACCCAGCAGCAGCAGCAGGCGCAGCAGCAGCACCAUCACCAGCAACAACAACAACAACAAUAUUCACUGCAAUUCUAUCAUCACAACAACAACAAUAGCUACAAUAGCAACAACAACAGCAAUUGCAACACACUCAAGCAGCCACAGCCAGACACAGCAAAUAACCCACAUUUAACCCACACAAGUGGCAGCAACAACAACAGCCGCAGCGGCAGCCUCAGUCGCCUCAAGUCGCAGAGUCGCCACACCCAGACCCAGACCCAGACCCAGCCACAUCCUCAUCCCCCCCAGCACAAUGAGAGCCAGCAGCGCCGGCGCCUCUAUCAGAGCCGUUCGCCCGCCUUCAACUCUGUCAGUCCCAUGUCCGUGUCCGCACAGACCACGCCCUCGCUGUCGUAUGCCUCGCUGCAGAACUCCAAUCCGCAGCUCAGUAGCAGCAACUAUAGCAUUUUCCAUGCUGCCAUCGAUAAUUCGGGCAGCGGUCACUUUGCCCGCAUCCAUCACAAACCCAAGGCGCCCAAAUCUCUGCCAGACAUUAAGCAUACGCAGCAAGUGGCUUUGGCGCGUUUGUCGCGCAAUCUGGAGGAGGAUGAGGAUAGCUUUUCGCUGCCGCAUUUGUCGCCCGACGGCGUCAGCUAUGUGCCCUUCCAGAGUCCCACGCCUGAGAAUAAUAACCUUGCCUUCGGCGCCGUUCACGAACAAAUCCAGUCUAGUCCCAAUAACAAUCAAUAUCCGCCAUAUGAACAGCACGGCCUGUUGGGCUAUUCGCCCAAGCUGCUCCGCGGCGUGCCACGCCCCACGCAGAUACCGCUGCCCACGGUGCCCGUGCACAACUGUGGCCAUGUGGAGCCGCCGCCGCCGCCGCCGAUGGAGACGUUGUCGCUGUCGCCACCGCCGCCGCCGGCGCCACGUCCGCACAUUUUCCAGCCGCGUCUGGGUCAGGCGCCCUAUCCGGAUCUCUCGCCCGAAAUAGCCGAGAAAUAUGCCAUGCCCACACAGCAUGUGCCUGCCGGCCAUGGCUCGCCCAUGGUGCGACGCAGCCAGCGUCGCCCACGUCCGCAUCCGGCUCCGGCGAAUUUUUGCGAUCAAAUACGCGACACUCCGCCCGGCUACAUGGUGCGCACGCACAGCGACGACCAGCUGGAGGAGCAGCAGCUGCAGCAGCAGCAGGCGGCGCCGCAUGUCAAUCGACGCAGCGGCCGCAAGGCUCGCCCGCGCUCCUUCUGCAACUCCAUUGUGGGCACCCAGGCCUAGCUGGUCCCAAUUCCAACAGAUCCUCAAUGCUGCAUUCCUCUUGAUUAGUGACCAAAUCUUAUAGACUUUUAGAGAUUCUCUAGCGGCAGCGGCUGCUCACGCGAUCUUCAAACCUUAUUUGUUGCCGAACCGAAGCUGAAGCUGAAGCUGUCCUCGUCUCGCUCUCUCUCUCCCGCUCUGACUCUCUCACAAGAACUUUGACUCAAGUAGGUCCAGCUCCUUUACAUAUAUAUAAACUCUCUCUCUCUCUCUCUCUGUCUCUCUCUCUCUGUCUAUAUCUGUACUGCGGGUGCUGGGCGACUUGCCGCUUGUGUCCCAUGUGUUGUCCAUACUAACUAACUGUAUAUUACAUUUAGUACAUGUUGUCGUCUUUGUUGUGGCUAACAGAACUUUUUACGCAUAUUACGAUUUACGAGUUUGUUAAAUAGGAACACUAGAGCAUAGUAAACUAAACACUUUAAGUGUAAUGCAAGUCGAAAGAGAGUUUUAUGUAAGCGCAUAGGAACAGUGGAAUUGGAACAGUAGAUAAAGUACUUUGAUUGAACAUACUGUUCCCAAUUGCUUGCUGUUACCAGCUUCAAUUUGAGUGGUACACGAGAUGGGAAUACCCAGGUAGAGUACACUUAAUUACUCAAGAAGAUGUUGCCAAUUUUUUAGUGGUAUGAUAAGAUGCUGUUUCUAGUUUCAAUUGAAAUUCAAAAAAUAAGCUGUGCUCAUUUCAAGUUAAGUGAAAGUUGCAUAAAUUAAUUUAAUAUGUUCCCAAUUUCAACGUUCGCAAAAGGCUCAACGUGUUCAACUACAAUGCGUGUUAAACGAGCUGUUCCCAAUUAUAAACUGUUCUUAGAAUGCGAUAUAGGCAGUUGUCAGAAACUGUUCUCUGCUUGGAGCAAGUGGAGCAAUGUACGUCACAUGAAUUGUUCCCAGUUGCCAAGGUAGGAACAACAGAGCUAAGCACUCACUAUGUGCCGUGCACUUAGCUGUUCCCAGUUAACUGGAACGCGAACACAAUGCAAUUCACAUGCAUUGUUCCCAUUUGUCAAGAUAGGAACAGUUAAACUUAGUUCUCACUUUAUGUGCUGUGCACUUAGUUCUUCCUAUCUUGUUGUUCCCAGUUAAAUCAAUUAAAUAAAAUAAAAUUGAAGCAGCUUUGAUUAUAACUGAACUUAAAUGAUUUUUCGGUCUUGCAUAGCAUUUGAAGUGAAAAUAAAAACUAGAUUUAAGCAUAAAAUCGGAUGCCUUGAAAGCCAUUUACUAAAUUAUGUGACAAACACAAAUACAUACAUACAUACAUACAUAUGCAUAUACAUAUACUAACAGACAUACACACACACACAUGUGAGACUUUCCAUAAUGGCUGAAACAUUAUGAAUUGUGAUAGAAAAAUGUUACAAAACAAACGAAAAAAAAAAACUAAAAAGUAAAACGAAAACAAAAUGAGAAGAGAAGAGUAAAGAAGGGAAGAGAAGCGUAACGCUAAGCGGAAAGUCCAAUGCCUUCAUAAUUUUAUGUUGAACUGUGAUACUCUACAUAACGAUUAAAAAUUUAAACACAAAUGUCACAAAAAACA